Molecule: messenger RNA, 2546 nt
Organism: Mobula hypostoma (lesser devil ray)
Lineage: Eukaryota; Metazoa; Chordata; Chondrichthyes; Myliobatiformes; Myliobatidae
Product: carcinoembryonic antigen-related cell adhesion molecule 5-like
Exons: 10
Coding region: 137-2230 (697 amino acids)
Source: RefSeq, a predicted model, not a curated record
UUUGAGCGUAGAUAAGAGCGAGGAUUGGAAGUGGGCCACGGGCGCAUUCCGGCGAUGUGACUCACCAGCUGAGCUCCGCACAGAGGCGGCUGUAGCGAAGAGGCCGGCAGCAAACGACGUAUGCUGCUCCGCCGAAAUGCAAAACCACGGAUUCCCUCUGCUCGUUUGCUCUUUGUGCAUAGUCGCUGUCAGGCCGGAGCCGCUCGCGGCGCAAGACGAAACGGACGUGAUCUAUGCUGCGGUGGGGGCACCUAUUGUCCUUCAGGCAGAAGUAUCCGCUGACUCUCGAAGCGGCACAUGGAGGUUCAGUUGCAGAGACGUAGCUGUAUGGAUCGGUAACACGACAGAUGUCAACAACGAUUACUCGGACAGAGUGGAGUUGCUGAGUAACGGGUCUCUGACCCUCAGAUAUCUGACAGUGAACGACAGUGGAGAAUAUGUUGUUACCACGAACCCGACGUUCUCCAACUCAUCAGUCACAACCCGCAUGGAACUGAAAGUUCUGGUUCCCGUUUCGAAGCCUAUAGUUGUAGCCAACUUUUCUGAGGUCUUGGAGGGGCAUGGGAUUCUCACACUGUUUUGCGAAGUCACUGGUGAUUCACCCACGAUUCGUUGGUUGAAAGACGGAGAAUGGCUCCAAUAUCACGACAGAAUGAACAUUUCGGCGGAUAAUCUGACAGUAACAAUUGCAUCAGUCAAUAGGUCCGAUUCUGGAGGUUAUCAGUGCGAGGGGUACAACUCCGUUAGUACGCAAACAAGUGAUUUAAGAAAUCUGACGGUUUUCUAUGGACCAGAGAAUAUGAAUUUAUCCGUAAAACCAAUGGAUGAAGAUAUUACACUGGGAACAAAUGUCACCUUCGAGUGCUCUGCACAGUCCAUUCCGCAUCCCGAGUUCGAGUGGUUCUUUAACGGUGAAACGUUGGAUCACAGGGGGCCAAAACUAGAUCUGGUAGACGUUCGCCGAAAUAACAGUGGCAAUUAUACAUGCCAUGUCUAUAACAAUAUGACGGGCUAUUACAUGAGGUCAACAAGGACACUGAACCUGAUAGAGCCAAUCUCGAAGCCAUUAAUUACCACGGAUGUUUCACACCCUGUCGAACAUAAUGACACAGUGACGUUGACUUGUAAAGUUACCGGGGAUGUGAAGCGCAUUGAGUGGAUUCUGCCCGACGGCAUUGCCUUGAUAAAUGCAUCACUUGACAGUGUGAAUUUGACUAUAUCAUCAAUCGAUAGAUCAUAUUCCGGUGCAUACUCGUGCCAGGCAUGGGGUGUUGUUAACAAUGAAACAAGCGAACCUUUUUCAGUGAAAGUGUCUUAUGGACCGGAUGCAAUUAAAAUUACGUCUAAAGAUGAAGAAGAAACAUACACUGUCGAAUCAAAUCUCACGCUCAACUGUACUGCGGAUUCAGUUCCACCCGCGGAAUUUGAGUGGCAGCUAAAUGGAAAAAGUCUUGAAAUGAAAACACAGGAGCUUGUUAUUAUCAAUAUGACCAAACAUGACUUCGGAAAUUAUACCUGUCGUGCAUAUAACAACAUCACUAAAAUAUACGUCACGACAACAAAAGUAAUAGUUGCAAACGGCAUUUCCGUACCCCAAAUCACAUCCAGUUCCCAGGAACCGAUUGAGUACAACACAACCGUGACCCUCACCUGUGACGUGUCUGGUCAGCCAGUUUCCAUUCGAUGGAACAAAAACGAGCAUGCUCUCCCCGAAACCAAGAACACAAUACUCUCAGAGAGAAAUAAAACCUUAACGAUAACAGAAGUGAAGAGAAAUGACGCGGGGAACUACUCCUGUGAGGCGGUGGGUCAGAGCGAAUGGAAAGAGAGCAAGCUGUUCCAGCUAAUAGUUUACUACGGACCAGAUGAUCUCCAGCUAUUAAUGAGUCCCGAUUCAGCAUUUCACAGUGGGUUAAAUGUGACACUAACGUGCAAUGCAUCAUCCUUUCCAUCUUCGGCAUUUCAAUGGCUAUUCAAUGGAAACUCGCUACAACACAGCGAAGAGCAACUGGUGAUCCUCAACCUUCACCAAAAUAAAACAGGAAAUUAUACCUGCGAGGCCUUUAACAGCAAAACCGGACUCAGGAAACGGACAUCGGUACAAGUUUUCUUGACAGAAUCAAAUGAUCUGGAGGAGUACGGAAAUAAAUCCUGGAUCGCGGCUGCUGUCAUUGGUGUUCUGGUCAUCAUUGCUCUCAGUGCCUGCGCAUGCUUCAGAAACAGAAACUAAACAGGCGGAAAAGGUGUGGAUGGAAGAUUAUUGUGCACCAAAUCUAUCUAUUAAACACCAUAAAAAAAAGAGAAAUAUGCUGGAAAUUCUUACCCCAGACGUCUAUCUCCUGCUGAAAUCGUACUGUCAAAAGUCGCUUUCGAUUUGAGAAGUUUGUGUUGAUACCAUGUGAUGGGGCUGGUACAAUAUGGAUCCUGGCUUGCCUUUAUUAACCUGAUUAUGCAACAAUUGCGUCGUAGGGUUAUUUGAAAAGGGGCAGGUCUGCUGUAAUGACAGGCUCUUUAAUAUUUUUAUUAAAGUUAUAUUUUUCUUUGUA